GGGGGCUACUUGAACAAAGACAACAAUUCACCAGGCAAAAGUGACAGUGACAUACCAUCCCAAAACAGGCAAUUUAUAGGCAAUUAAUAGCAGAUUAUAUAAGCGCAUGCGUGGCUUUGGCUUACUCGUACCCGACCACCCGAAUCGAACUUCAAUCAUCACCUCGCCUCGCAGGGAUUAUCUGGUGGAUCCGAUCGCUCCUCGACCUCGAAAUCAACCACACGCGUAUGAAACCCUAAAUGCGUCCCGUCUUCCCAUCAUUAUCAAAGUCCCAGUAAUUGCUGGCGGACGGGCAAUCGACACCACCGAGCCGCAGAAACAUGAAGCUGGAGCUUCUCCACGAUAACCUCCCCAACUGCGCACACCGAUGAAUGCCUGAACGAGUGACUUUGACAGCUUCGCCGACACGACGUGGCUCCGCCAAAUGGACGGUUCUAUGAAUGGACCUGGCGGGGUCAACGGUGCGAGCAAUGGAAUGAGUAGGGCAGAAAGGUUCGAGGAUGAGAAGCGGAGGAUCAUAGAUACUUGCUUUGGGAAGAAAGAUGAGGACGGAUCUUGUGCGCCGCCCCCCUCCCUCCCCCCUUGCCUAUGAACUCGUGGGGGAGCUUGGAAGCUGUCUACUAACGUCCAGACAGUACUGGAAUCCUACAUAACCCAUAUCAGAAUCACCGAAGAUGCGGCGUACCCAUCUGCCCCUCCUCCGUUGAAUUCCAGCCAAAGUACGAAGAAGGAACGUCUCAUUAUCGUCGCCGUGCGAAAAUCUGGACGGGUUCGUAUGCACAAAGCAAGGGAAAAUGCUAAUGGAAGCUUUUCAAUUGGCAAAACAUGGAUGCUUGACGAUUUGGCAGGCGUGAAGUCCUACAACGGCUCAGUACCGUCCACGGCUGAAGAAGAACAACACAAAGCAUGGGCAGGGGGCACUGGAUUUAUCGUCAAUAUCGGAAAGCCAUAUUACUGGGUAGCCAAAUCUCAGAAGGAAAAGCAAUUCUUCAUUGCAAGUCUCGUGAAGAUAUUUACAAAAUACACUGGGGGAAAAAUCCCCGAACUUCUGGGAUUCGACCAGAAGGAGCGAGACCAGUUACUGGGUGUCUCUACAACCUCAUCUUCUCGGCCCCUUCCCGCUGCAUUACAAGCUGCUUCUGGUCCACCACCGCCACGUCCAUCUCCUGGCCAAGCUCAAAACCGUCCACCUCCCCUGUCACAAGAACGAGCCCUGCGCACACAGCCUAGCCGUGAUGGCAUGCAGAGAAACUCCCCGGGGCUUCCACCCUCUAUACCCCCAAUACCCCCCAGUUCUGCGUCCUCCUUGACGUCUCAAACAUCACGGCCUCAGAUGCGAAACCGUCGUGAAGAUUCCCCAAGUGGGAGCACAGAGUCUGGUGGAAAUGCAACUAUGCAAAGUCCACCAGUUCUGCGAAGACCAGCUGGCUCAAAUCAGAGCCAAGAAUCGUUUGGAAGAGGGGACGAUACUACUUCUUCAAACGUAACCCCGCGUUCUCGAGGUGGAACAAAUGGACUUCCACCUGCUCCAGGAAGAUUUCAGGAUCGUAGUAUGACACCAAACUCAUUACGGGUAGGUACGCCAACAGAAAGCAGUUUUCCUAAUAGGAGAGAUCCUGGAACCAAUGUUCCACCCGUGCCCACUACGCCCGUGGCAUUUCCUCCCGAACGACGUAGACCCCCAAUAGCAAACCUUGGUGAUACUUCACGCCAACGUGGCAUGAAUAAUGAUAUGGUUCCUGCGCCAUUGGCCAGUCCUGGAAUGCGAAGAGAUGACAUGCGUCUACCAGCUCGCAGUAGCGAACGAACGCCAACCCGAGACUUGGAUAUGGCCAGCAAUCUGCCCGCGGAUACCAAUGGCUCUGGCAGGUGGGAAAAGCCUAGAGAAUCAUCAGAAUCUGUUCCUAGAAAGUCAUCCGAAUCUGCAACCAGGACUGAGUCUCUCAAAAGCUCAAAUAAUAUACCUGCAUCAUUACCCGCUGGUCCUCCGCCGAUUGUAGACAUACCAGAAGUUCCAAAGGAUUCUGAGGCUCCGGAUACUUUAUUGCCAACCUCGCCAGAAGAAGAAGCGCGCCCCGGACUCGGCCCUAUGAUCAAACAAAAGUCCAAGAAUGAUGCAGCAGGUUCUUUCUUCAAAGCUGCAAAAGCAGCGAAUGCUUUCAACUCCUUUAAGCCCAGAGCUGGCGGUGCCGCUGAACGUCUCCGAGAGAUGGCGGCAAAACAGUCAGAAGGACCGGAUGGAAUUACUGGCGUCGUUCCAGCGCCAUCUCUCGUGCGCGGGAUGAGUGGCGACAGCACGAAUUCGCAGACGCCAGCUGCCGCUGCUGCUGCCGCAGCGGCAGGUUCUCCUGGAAAAUCCCCCAGAAAGCACAAAGAUAGUAUACCCGAAGUGAAGAUUACAGUACCGCAGACUGGGGUUGAAGCACCUGUAAAACCAUCAACAGAAAAUGCAACUGUGGAGAAACCAAAGACAAGAGAGGCAAGGCGGCCGAAACCGGUAUCUGAGACGAUGCACAAAGAAUUGGCCUCAUUGGGAGUUGAUUCCAAUAUCCUUGGAGGGCGAGGUAUUGAUUUGGUUGAGCUGUGGGAGCAGUUUGGGUGGGUGGGAGAUGGAAUUAGGACCAAGAAUAUGGACCAAAUGCAAGACGAGAUCGACCGAGAAUUGAACAAAAUCCAGGCCGGCGGUUGGCUAUCGAGAUUAGAUGAGGAGGAUGAGAGAAUAGAAGGAAUCAAAAGUGGUUUGGAUAAAUGCAUUGAGGAAUGUGAUGAGCUCGAUGGCUUGCUCACUUUAUAUUCCGUCGAACUUAGCGUAAGUUUUCUUUCCAAAUUAUUGCGCGAAGUUACUAAAUGUUUAGACUCUCAACGAAGAUAUUGCGUACAUUGAGGCUCAAUCGCAAGGUCUGCAAGUACAGACCGCCAAUCAGCGGCUGUUGCAAGCAGAGCUCAAAACUCUUCUCGACACGAUCUCUAUCUCAUCAGAUCAACUGGGUAGUUUGCGCGAAGCGUCACUCGAGUCACCACGUGGUCUGGAGCAAAUUGAGUCUUCUUUGGUUACCCUGUUUAAGGCUAUGCUCACUAUAGAUCCAUCACUUGGUCUUUCUGGCCCCCGCAAAAGCGAGGACGGAGGUGUGGAUUCAGGAAAGGCUGGUGGCUUCAAUAACUCUGAGAUUGGAAGCAUGCGUGUUCUACAAGAGAAGAAAGAUGUAUACAAGAACGAGAGUGCCAUGUUCCUUCGUCGCCUCAAACCCUUCCUUCAAGUCAAAUUCGGCGCUGCCAUCGACGAAACUCGCAAGGCUCUAGAGCGCGAGAAGGGACCAAACCUUACAAGGUCGGCAGGAAAAGCAAAACUUGAUUCAAAGAACCAUGAUCUGGCUCGUGAUGUCCUUUGGAGAUACAGCCCCCUCAUGAUUUUCGCUCGAGAGGCUGACAAACCCGAAUGGGAGGAGCUCAUCAAGACGUAUGAAAUGGUCUCCAAGCCUCUAUAUCAGGAUGAGUUCAGAGACGCCGUCUUUUCCUGGAAACGCAUCGCAAAGAAGCCCACAGGUGACGAGGCCGACCUUCUUUUCACAUCUCAAGUCGAAAAGCAGGAGCAAGGAAUCGCUACUACGGCUCGAAAAUUGACCGUAAAACGAAGUCAAACCCUCGCUAAAAGCUUGCGUUCCCCAAUUGGUGAUAACGCUAGUAAAACCAACAUUGACAAGGCAGACGGUCGUCUACAGCCUCAUGAAGUUUUCUCUGGAGCACUCGAUGAAAUGAUACCAAUAAUGAGCAUGGAACAGAAUUUCAUUGUGAAUUUCUUCCAUAUUACUUCGCUCGGACAAUCAGACUUCCCAGAUCUAGUCGCCGCUGCGCCACCCGACAGGAGGAGAGGGGGCGAUUUGAGAAAGCCUCAAGUAAUGGAUCCCAACAGAGAUCUAGCAAAGGUGGUUAUUCAGUCAAUGGAAGAAAUUUAUGCUUUCUUUCCUGCUGAUAUGCAAGCGCUUAUUGAAUGGUCGCUUCAAGCAGAUCCAUUGUAAGCACCUACCUCGAUCCUUAUCACAUUUCGCAAUAAACAUGCUAACAGAAUAACAGACAAGGCGUUGGAGUCAUCGUUGCUAUUGAACGCAAACUUGUCCAACUAGAAGAGUCAAGUCAAGAAUUUCUUGCAAAAACACUCCAAAAAUCGCACACAAAACUUCUUGGUCUUUUCACGAAAUUUCUCGACGAGCAAAUACGUGCAAUCGAAGACACCAAAGUCAAGAUCAAAAAGCGUAAAGGGGUCAUUGGAUUCAUCCGCGUUUUCCCGUCCUUCUCGCUUUCUCUCGAAACCAUGCUUGUGUCCGCCGACAAUUUGGAAAUUCGUGACACGGUGAACCAAGCAUAUGCUCGAAUCAACAAAACCAUGUUUGAAUCUCUCAAGGUCAUCGCGAGGGAGAACCCGGGUACCCAGACUUCUGGCAAUGAUCCAGAAGAUAAGGAAGUGCUCAAUUACCAAAUUCUCUUGAUAGAAAACAUGAACCACUAUUUGGAGGAAGUCGAUGCUCGAUCUAAUCCUGUUCUUGAAGACUGGAAGCAAAAUGCAUCACAAGAAAUGGAAGAGCACAUGUCGCUCUACCUUGGCGCGGUUAUUCGAAGACCAUUAGGCAAGCUCUUGGAUUUUCUGGAAAGUACUGAAAGCUUAAUGCUCUCUCGUCAACCGGGAGAACCAGCUACCAAGAUCUCAGGGAUGCCAAGUCACUCCAAGACGACAUUCAAGAAAAUUCUUGCUGGAUACGAUUCCAAAGAAAUCAGACGAGGAAUAGAGACACUCAAGAAACGAGUCGAGAAGCACUUUGGUGAUGCUGAUGAUCCUGGUCUUAGUCGUGGCCUGGUGGCAAAGGUCACUGGGAAUUGUGAAAGGUAUUACGAGAAGGUUGAGGAUCGGAUCUUGACUAUCAGUCGGGAUGUGUAUGAUGGGGAUGCGAUUGCGGAGUGGACGAGGGGUGACGUUUCGGCGGCUUUUAGGAAAUAAAGGGGGUAACGAAGGGUCUCAUGAAGUAUGCAUUAGUGAGGGCAUUUGUUUUGGUCCUGGAGACAAAGCCUUAUUUACACCUCUUGUAUUUUGAGUUGGGAUUUCUUUUUCCUUGGGGCGUAGGGGAGUAUGGGAGUCGCCUUGGUUGUAGGAUUGAGAGACUUGGUAACAUCGUAGGAAUAUACCACCAAUUAAAUGCAUAUACG
Molecule: messenger RNA, 5196 nt
Organism: Hymenoscyphus albidus
Lineage: Eukaryota; Fungi; Ascomycota; Leotiomycetes; Helotiales; Helotiaceae
Source: the annotation of a GenBank genome assembly